GGUUGUCUUUGUUGAAGCCCCGUACUUGAGAUAUCUCGUAGAUUAUUCGACCAUGCGCAUUCAUUCAAGGACUCGAAUAUCUAAGCAAACUGCAUCUCGACGCUGGAUCCAUGUUUACAAGCAUUCGUUUGCAAGAAGGCUGGUCUUUAUUAAUAUGCCUCUAGCUACGCCCUUUCAUAAACGGACCGAAACGAAAACAACGGCAGAAGCCAGGGUCCAGCCGGGCAAGGCGCGUCACGUGACGUGCCUGUCUCGUUAUCAGCUCCAGGGCCCCCAGCCCGUCUCUCUUCAUCACCAUGCUUUCUCUUGACUCCGACCCCCUAGACUACUUACCAUAUAUCGAUGGAACCAUCACAGACACAGAAAGACAGGCCGUGGAGCAGCUCAUCCGCGCCGAAACGCCGGCAGAGCCAGGCAUGCUCCAUUCCCGGCUCGGCGAGUUGGCCCCGCUUUCCGAAAACAGGUCCUUGUUGAUGCGUGACAUGGAGCGCUUCGAGCUCGACUACUCGGACGGCUUGGUGCCGGAGACGUUCGUUUCGGGCGGUGUCUCCAUGGACAGAUAUACCGAUUUCGGGCCCGACCACGACUUCAGCUAUGACCAGAUGUACACGGCCUUGCUGUAUUCGGUCCUACGAGACCGCAAUGCGCAGUUGGCGGCCGAGCACUCUGCAGAGAGGGCACAUGCGCAGAAAGAGGCCUGUGAGAGCAUGAGACAAGUGGAGAGUCUGCAGAGAGACUUGCUUGUGCGGAAGCGAGAGCGCACCGAGGAGCUCAAUCUGGCCAGGGAAGCGAAGCAAAUGCAGUUCCAGCCGGUGGACGGGUAUUUGGAGCAGCGGUGGAAAGACGGGAUUAAGGGCAUCGUGGACACGGGCAUCGAGAGGCACGCCGGCCCGUGAGUAUCUGGCGGGAGCCGAGGAGCACUGUGGGCAGCACGUGUUUCUGCGGUGAGGUAUUUAUUCUAAUGGUAGGAACUUGAUUGUGACGACGGUGGUGAGCUUCGUGUAGAGUGAGGCGCGGCCGAGAGCUGGGGUAUGCGGCGAGAAUAGUAUGUAUAAUCUGGGGCGAUUCCAUGCGAGAAGGGACAAGGUUGGAAGAAGCGGGGAUCCUUGACCUCACGAGGCAUAUGAUCUUGGUCCAGCAAGUUUUGUGCCUGGGCAAGUAUUUGGCAUCCUCAAGUAUUUGGCAUCGUCGAGUAUUCGGCAUCCAGCAAGUCAUUUUCAUUCAACUAGAAGUAUGUGUCAUUCAACUAGCAGUAUUUCUCAUUCCAGCAAUAUUGUCA
Messenger RNA from Metschnikowia bicuspidata var. bicuspidata NRRL YB-4993, 1279 nucleotides. RefSeq lists its product as uncharacterized. Lineage: Eukaryota; Fungi; Ascomycota; Pichiomycetes; Serinales; Metschnikowiaceae. The record is from RefSeq and is a predicted model, not a curated record. The transcript is spliced from 2 exons. Gene Ontology annotation, biological process: mRNA processing. The coding region runs from base 297 to 896 and encodes 199 amino acids.